Molecule: messenger RNA, 1203 nt
Organism: Chlorella variabilis
Lineage: Eukaryota; Viridiplantae; Chlorophyta; Trebouxiophyceae; Chlorellales; Chlorellaceae
Exons: 7
Coding region: 1-1203 (400 amino acids)
Molecular function (GO): RNA binding
Source: RefSeq, a predicted model, not a curated record
AUGGAGGCGGAGAAGCCUUUCACGCGGUCUAGCACACUUGCUAGCACCAACUGGGCCGAUGAUGUUGAGGAGGAUGAGGCGGAGAUGCAGAGAGUGGAGAGCUUGCAGGGCCUGACCUCUCCCCGCUCGCCCUACCCGACCAGCCCAGGGCCGCAAGCCUCCCCCAGGCCGCACUACCCUGGGGAGGAGCGGCCCCCGUACGACGGGCCUCCGUCGUUUGCCGCUGGCCCGCCGCUGCCCGACCGGCCCCCGUUCAAAGCUUAUUUGGGCAACAUCCCUUACGAUCUGGACGAGGAGGUGGUGGCAGACUUCUUCCAGGGCCUGGAGAUUGUCGACAUCAUCAUCACCCGCCACCGCGACACCGGCAAGCCCAAGGGCUGCUUCGUGGAGUUUGGCAGCCAGGAGCAUUUGUCCAAGGCGCUGUCUGCAGAUGGCGAGCCCAUGAUGCGGCGCCCGGUGCGGGUCCAAGUGGCGGAGCCGCCGCGCCGCGAGGGCUUUGGGGACCGCAGGGUCGGCGGCGGCUUUGGGCGGCGCGACCGCGAGGAGGAGGGCGGGUUUGGGCGGCGAGGAGGCUACGGCGACCGCGACCGCGGCGGCGGCUACGGCGAUCGGGAGCGGGGAGGAGGAUACGGCGACAGGGAGCGCGGCGGCGGGUACGGCGAGAGGGAGCGCGGCGGCUACGGCUUUGGGGGAGGCGACAGGGAGCGGGACUGGGCGCCUCGCCGCGGCGCGCCUGCCGCAGCAGCAGGCGGCGGCGAGGGCGGCGGGGGACGGGGCCGGGGCGGCGCCGCGAGGGUGGUGCCGGUGCCCGCCCGAGGCGGCGCGCGCGCGCGUGGCGAGGGCGGCCGCGGCGCCGGGCGCGGCCGGGGCGGCGAGCACGCAGGCGAGCACAAAGAGCACAAAGAGCACAACCACGGCGUCGGGCGGGGCGAGGGGCGCGGCGGCCGCGGCGGCGGCCGCGGCGGCGAGCAUGGCGCGCGGGGCAGGGGCGCGGGGCGCGGCGAGGCGGGGCGGGCAGGCCCGCACGACGCGCCGCGGCAGGCUAAGCAGCAGCCGGACGCAAAGCCUGGCAAGGCGGAGCACAAGGCUGGCGGCGCGGUGCCCGACCAGCUGCGCGCAAAGGGGUAUGUGCUGAGUGAGGAGGAGGCUCCCAAGACCAAGCUGGACAACCCGUUUGAUCUGCUCAACCUGGCAGACGAGUGA